UCCCACUCUCAAACGCAAAGCAUCUGCCAUUCCAAAGAUUCUCUCAUCCUCCACCAAAACCGUAAGCCCCCCCAACCCCUCAUUCAAAACCCCCUAGAGUUUGUUUAGGCCAUCUUCAUUAGCAGAUUUUGAAGUUAAGACGCGAGAUCUGAGCAAUGGCGGCAAAUUCAUCAAAUGGGGAACAACAAACAACCUCAAAGCCACCACCGUUGCCAUCUCCAUUGCGUUUUUCUAAGUUUUUUCAGUCCAACAUGAGGAUUUUGGUUACUGGAGGAGCUGGUUUUAUUGGUUCUCAUUUAGUGGACAAAUUGAUGGAAAAUGAGAAAAAUGAGGUGAUUGUUGUUGAUAACUACUUCACUGGAUCAAAGGACAAUCUUAGAAAGUGGAUUGAUCAUCCUAGAUUUGAGCUUAUUCGUCAUGAUGUUACCGAGCCAUUGUUGGUUGAGGUUGAUCAGAUUUACCACCUUGCAUGCCCAGCUUCUCCAAUUUUCUACAAAUACAAUCCUGUGAAGACAAUAAAGACAAAUGUCAUUGGCACACUGAACAUGCUGGGACUUGCCAAGCGGGUGGGAGCAAGGAUCUUGCUCACAUCAACUUCAGAGGUAUAUGGAGAUCCCCUUAUCCAUCCCCAGCCUGAAACAUACUGGGGUAAUGUUAAUCCCAUUGGGGUUCGGAGCUGCUACGAUGAAGGGAAGCGUGUGGCUGAGACCCUAAUGUUUGAUUACCAUAGGCAGCAUGGGAUAGAGAUACGCAUUGCUAGAAUCUUCAACACAUAUGGGCCACGCAUGAACAUUGAUGAUGGGCGUGUUGUCAGCAAUUUCAUAGCUCAAGCGCUUCGGGGUGAACCACUGACAGUUCAAAAACCUGGGACACAAACUCGGAGUUUCUGUUAUGUCUCUGACAUGGUUGAUGGCCUUAUUCGUCUCAUGGAGGGGGAGAACACUGGUCCAAUCAAUAUUGGGAAUCCAGGUGAAUUUACCAUGCUCGAGCUUGCUGAGGCAGUUAAGGAGCUUAUUAAUCCUGAGGUGGAGAUAAAGAUGGUGGAGAACACUCCGGAUGAUCCACGACAGAGAAAACCUGACAUCACAAAGGCAAAGGAAUUGCUAGGUUGGGAGCCGAAAGUCAAGCUGCGGGAUGGCCUUCCACUCAUGGAGGAGGAUUUCCGAUUGAGGCUAGGAGUCUCCAAAAAGAAGUGAAAAUACUAUUAAUGAAAUCAUACAGAGUGAAAUUUUCGAUGGCAGAUUCACUUCUUGUUAUGGGAAUAUUUCUCAUCUCCAGUUUAAGGUCUCCCACGCCUCAUCUUGUUCCUUAUUAUAUCACAGAAAAUAAAUCAUAACCAAAGAAUGUGAGAAAUUAUGCAACUAUUUUAAUUUUGGCAGUCCUUAAAGUGAACAUAGAUGGACUUGUUGCCGUGAAUUUUGUUUGCUACAGCAAUUAAUAAAAUAUGAUUAUUAUCUCCAGCUUUCUACUUUCCCAUCCUUUAGUUAUUUACAUUGUACCAUGCAAUGGUAGGCCAGUUGAUCAUUUGAUUUCCUCCCUCUCUCCAGGUUUCUUUCCCCUCCUAUUCUUUCCAUUAUUCUGCAUGUACGUUUACCUUUUCGUUUUGUUUUCUUUUUCUUCUGGGUUUCCAAAGUUGUGGACUGGUUUUGGCAGACUUGGUUAUAUAGCGUACAGCAGAGUAAGGUAAAGCUUCAGCGACAAGUAGUGAGUGAUAGGGUGUUGAUAAUAUCAUCCACCUGUAUAUUCAAACAAGAGACUCGGGCGAUAAAUCCUACACUGGAAUAUGGAAUUUUUCUUAAUCAUCCUCGUAGAGUUUCAUACAUAUACUCCUCUGAGGCUAAUUAUAAUUGAUCAUAGACUAUGUUUCCAAAAUGCAAUUCCUUAGGCAUAAACUACUUUUAGUCAACUGUGUCAUACUCCUCCAGGCGAAUAAAGCGACAAGAGAGUUUAAAAUGAGGGAUCAGUAAUGUACAGUCAAACAAAUCUAGCAAAUUAUUCGAGGACUUUUAAGCAAGCUGCGAAUGGUUCCCUGAAGGAACACACCGCCAGAAACGGGUUUCCACGGAGAAUCAUACACUUAUUUAACAGCUUGCCAGACAAGCUCCGCAUCCUUAACCAUCAUAAGUUCAUAAUGAACAACUGGCAAACAGUCGCACAAAUUGUCAUGUUUUCAAUUGUCAAAAUGAUAAGUUGAUAACCCAAAAUCAAUGGUACCAGACUUAAAGACUAAUUGUAAAAGUUUUUUAACAUUAUUCAAGACAAAACCAUUAAUUGAUGACCUGAAUCACAAUUCACAACAAGAGUACGCAGAACUGAUGAGUGAUGUCUUAUGUUAUUUUUAUUCAUAAAAAAAAAAAAAAAAA
Molecule: messenger RNA, 2363 nt
Organism: Durio zibethinus
Lineage: Eukaryota; Viridiplantae; Streptophyta; Magnoliopsida; Malvales; Malvaceae
Product: UDP-glucuronic acid decarboxylase 6-like
Biological process (GO): D-xylose metabolic process
Cellular component (GO): cytoplasm
Molecular function (GO): UDP-glucuronate decarboxylase activity; NAD+ binding
Source: RefSeq, a predicted model, not a curated record